AGGAGUAUGAAGUUUAGGUUAUCAGUGCACAGCUGCUGUGAGAGAAUGGUGCACGUCAGUGCUCAUAGGUGCGUGAUAUUGUCCAGCUCUGAUUUUAUACUCGUGCAACUUUAACCGAGGUGCGUACUUUACAAAAGGCUGUUUGCACAAAGUUCAACGCGUCUCCUCUGCGGUUCCAGUCUACAAAUGGCUCGGAUUGUCAGCCCGCAUCCGCACGGGACCGGCGCUGCUUUCAUUCUGCUCGCAGUGAUUCUGACAGGUGAUGCGGUCGCACAGGUUUUUGACAGCUAUGGAUUAUCGUACGCCCUGAGGUCUGAGCCGUCAGAAGACACGAUAUUGGUUGCCAAUAAUGGGAUCCGCGUGCCUUUCGGGAGAUCAGUCUUCAUUGAUCCCAUCAACGAUUUGGUUAUUCAAGUUCAGCCCGGUGAUAGAUGCAGCAUAACAGUCCUGGACAAUGAUCCCUUGUCUCAAAGGCCCGGGCACCUGUCUCCGAAAAAGUUUCCCUGCGAAUUUGGCCCCAACGACGUGAAGUAUUCUCACUUUGGCUCCAGGAGUCCUCCGAGGGACAGAGUGAGGUUACAACUCAGGUAUGACACCCAGACGGAUACAAUUAUAAUCCCCUUCAUGAUGGAGGUGGAGGUCGUUUUCACACAGCUGGAGGCAGUAACGAAAAAUAUGCCUCUCAGUGUUGAGAAACUACUCGGCACAAGUAAUCCCAUCGACAGAAGAAUUUUAGAAUUCACUUAUGACAGAAGUGCACAACAAUGUAAAAUAGCCUCCCUCUCCAGUAGCAGCGUGCUGCCCAGGUAUGGGAAACUUACGGAUGAGGAGAGCCUGGGAACAAUGGUGGACUGUGAUGAAUUUCUUAAGAUGAACACCCGUUAUCAACACACAUUUGCAUUUAAGUCACCAAACAGAGAUUACAUUCCGAUGCUUGUGGAAUUGCAUGAUAAAGAAGGCAAUUUGCUCAAGCAGGAAUUUUUCCAGAUUUUGGUGAGAAUUAAAGAGGGAGAGGACAACACUCCUCCCAAACCCAGCUUUGUUGCAAUGAUGAUGAUGGAAGUGGACCAGUUUGUAAUGACAGCAAUAACCAUGGACAUGUUGGCCGCAGAAGAUGUUGAAUCCAAUCCUGACGAAUUAAUUUUCAACAUCACGUCCCCCCUGUCCUUUGAGGAGGGCUACAUAGUGAGCACAGAUGAUAGGAAUUUACCAAUAACCUCGUUUUAUCAGGGAGACCUCAAAGAUUUGAAAAUCGCUUACAAACCUCCUGCUGUGGAUUCAGACACUGAGCGGAUUUUCCAGAUUGAGUUUGAGGUUGUGGACACAGAGGGGGCUGUGUCAGACCCUUUUGCUUUCAUGAUUGUUGUUAAGCCCAUGAACACGCUGGCCCCCGUGGUGACAAGAAAUACUGGACAGUUACUGUAUGAAGGUCAGUCCAGGCCUUUGUCCAGUUCACAGAAUCUGGAAAUCAGUGACGAGGACAAUUUAGACAAAGUCAAAAUCACUGUUAUUGAUGGACUGCGGCAUGGAGAGCUGACUGUUCUCGGCUCGAGGCGGAAAUUUUUCACUCCAGCUGACCUCGAUGCUGGAAUAGUAGUUUAUCAGCAUGACGGUAGUGACACAUACAGUGAUAACAUCAUUUUCAGAAUGACAGAUGGCACAAAUGAGGUGGAAUUCCUGUUUCCCAUCACUGUUGUGCCAACAGAUGACGAGCCUCCCAUCAUCAACGCCAACACAGGUUUGGUUUUAUUCAAAAACCAAAUGAUGCCAGUCUCCUCACUAAUGCUCAGUGCAGCAGACGUAGACUCAGAGGAUUCCACCAUAAGAUUCACAUUAGAGCCUCCUUUUUCCACAAUCGGGCAAGUGAUGCUACGUCAGUCUGAGGCACCAGAGGAUCCAUCAACCUGGAAGUUUAAUUCAGAGGAUGAAAUGUAUGAGAAAGUAGUGACUGAGUGGCUGCAGCAGGAUAUUACUGAUGGUAAACUGUUUUACAAGCACAUCGGGCCCCACAGCACCAGCACAGUUAUGGAUCAGUUUGUGUUUAGAGUUCAAGAUGACAAUGACCCACCAAAUCAGUCAGGCGAGAGUUCAUUCAUCAUCAAAAUACUCCCUGUCGACGACCUCCCACCUGAACUGUACCCUGGCACGACCCUGCAGAUGACCGUGCAUGAGUAUCAGCUUACUAACUUCCGAAAGAAAUUCCUCCGUUACACUGACCUGGACUCAGAGGAUCGGGAUCUCAAAUACACAAUCAUCCAGCCGCCGACAGACAUAGAUGAGAAUAGCCCUGUUGUACUGGGAGCUCUGGUGCUAACCGAGAAGCCAAGCACUGAAGUCACAACUUUCACUCAGGCACAAAUUAACCACCAUAAAAUAGCUUACAAACCACCGGAUCUCGAGCUUGGAAUUACCACUCAUGUUUUGCAGUUUAGGUACACUGUGGAGGAUGUUUCUAGAAACAGUAUAGAGGGAGUUUUCACUAUAUUUUUACAGCCUGUGGACAACAAGCCACCUCAGAUAACAAACUCUGGGUUUACUGUGCUUGAACGUGGCACAUAUAUCUUUACAAGUGCUGAGCUUGACACCACAGAUACGGAUACUGAUAGCAAAAAGAUAUCCUUCACUAUUACUCAGCCACCACUACAUGGUCAGAUCCGAUUUAAAUUCACUGACAUGACAAAAGGAGACUCUUUCAGCCUGGAGGAUAUUGGGAAUGGUGUAAUUUCAUACAUGCAUAAUGGAGAUGAAACAGCAGUGGAUUCAAUACAAAUAGAUGUCAGUGACGGGGUUCACAUUGUCCCAAUAACGGUGAAAAUUAGUGUGAAGCCAAUUGAUGAUGAGACUCCGACUAUCAGUCUCCCAGCUGGCACAAUUGGCUCCUACAUAGAUGUGAUGGAAAAUGGAGCAACGGAAAUCACAAGUAAUGUCAUUCAGGGCAGAGAUGAGGACACUGAUGACCUCCGUUUGACCUUCAUUGUCGAAGACCCGCCAAUAUUGGGUGAAAUCCUGGUGAGAGGUGUCCCAUCUGGCACAUUCACCCAAGCUGAUAUUAUUAAUGGUCAUGUGGUCUAUGCUCAUACCAGUGGGGAAAUAGGCUUGAACACAAAGGAAGAUUUUUUCAAUCUCACUCUGACGGACAUGUCUGAUGAGUGGACUGUUGGUGGAAAUAAGAUCACAGGUGUCAGAGUGCAUGUAACUAUUCUUCCCCUGGACAGUCAGGCUCCAGAGGUAUUUGUGGGGCCACAGUUCACAGUUACUGAGGGAGAGAAGAAUGCAAUUCAGAUUCUUCAUUUAAGUGCUGAUGAUGUCGACACCCCCAAUGAUGACCUCCUUUGUACAAUCAUUGUACAGCCAACUUCAGGAUAUGUGGAAAAUAUUUCUCCGGCCCCAGGCUCAGAGAAAUCCAGGUCUGGGACAGCCAUUAGUGCUUUCACCAUCAAGGACAUCAGACAGAAUCACAUUUACUAUGUUCAAAGCAUUCACAAAGGAGUGGAGCCAGUGGAGGACAGGUUUACGUUCAGAUGCUCUGAUGGCAUCAAUUUCUCUGAAAGGCACUUUUUCCCCAUCUCCAUAAUCCCCUCCAAUGAUGAAAAGCCUGAGAUUUACAUGAGAGAGUUUGUUGUUAUGGAGGGCAUGAACAUAGUCAUUGACACUCCCAUUCUGAAUGGCGCUGAUGCAGAUCUCCCCUCUGACCAUCUCACAUUCAUCGUCACCAAACCCCCCAAGCACGGAUUUAUUCUCAAUCAGCUCACCACCGGCACUGUUCCUGCCUCUAACUUCACCUUGGAUCAGAUCAGGGAGGCCUCCAGCAUUGUGUAUGAGCACGAUGACUCAGAAACCACAGAGGACAGCUUUGAUAUCGUCCUUACAGACGGAAAGUUCAGUGUAGAGAAAACAGUAAUAGUUAUGAUUAUCCCUGUAGAUGAUGAGACCCCAAGGAUGGCAAUCAAUGAUGGCCUUGAAAUUGAGAUAGGUGACAUGAAGAUUAUUAACAGCAAUAUUUUAAAAGCUACUGACCUGGACUCUGAGGAUAGCAUGCUAACAUAUAUUAUCAGAUAUGGGCCUGGCCAGGGCUUUUUGCAAAGAACAACACCUUCUGGGGCAUUACAGAAUAUUACAGUUGGAAUGAAUUUCACUCAGAACGAAGUAGAUCAGGGUUUGAUUGUGUACAUCCACAGCGGGCAAGAGGGAAUUCGAGACCUCAUCAAAUUUGAUGUGACAGAUGGCAUCAACCCUUUGAUUGACAGAUAUUUCUAUGUCACAGUUGGGGGCAUUGACAUGGUUUUCCCUGAUGUUGUCAGUAAAGGUGUUUCCCUUAAAGAGGGUGGCAGAGUUACUUUGACCACAGACCUUCUCAGCACUAGUGACCUUAACAGCCCAGAUGAACAUUUGGUUUUCACAAUCACCAGAGCUCCAAUGAGAGGGCAUCUGGAGUGCACAGACACACCUGGGAUGCCCAUCUCAUCCUUUACACAGCUCCAGCUGGCUGGUAACAAAAUCUACUACAUCCAUACUGCUGACGAUGAAGUGAAAAUGGAUAGCUUUGAAUUUGAAGUGACUGAUGGCUACAACCCCGUGUUCCGCACUUUCCGCAUCUCCAUCGCUGACGUGGACAAUAAAAAGCCUGUGCUGACAGUACACAGUCUGGUGGUGACUGAGGGGGAAAACAAACUCAUCACACCUUUUGAGCUAACAGUUGAGGACAGAGACACCGUUGACCGCCUCUUGAAAUUCACAGUCACUCAAAUCCCUGUUCAUGGUCGCCUGCUCUUUAACAACACCCGGCCUGUCACCUUCUUCACAAAGCAGGACCUGAAUGAGAACUUGAUCAGCUACAAGCAUGAUGGCACAGAGAAUGCAGAGGACAGUUUCUCCUUCACUGUCACUGAUGGCACUCACACAGACUUCUACGUCUUUCCUGACACCGUAUUUGAGACUCGAAAGCCCCAAGUGAUGAAGAUUGCUAUCCUCCCGGUGGAUAAUGGUGUACCGCAGGUUGUCGUAAACAAGGGUGCCCCAACAUUGCGGGUACUGGAGACAGGCCACCUGGGGUUUGUGAUCACCAGUAAGACCCUUAAAGCAGAGGACAGAGACAGUAUACAGAAUUCUGUGACCUUUAGGAUUACUGUAGCCCCAGUACAUGGCUACUUGAUUAACCUCAGCAAAGGAAAUGCCACUGUCAGCACUUUCACACAAGCUGAGAUUGAUGAUAUGAGCGUCUGCUAUGUUCUGAGGGAUGGUGACAAUGCUACAGAUGACAUCUUUUAUUUCUCCAUUGAGGACAGUGGAGGAAACAAACUGAAGAAUCAGCAAUUUCGUCUGAACUGGGCUUGGAUUUCUUUAGUAAAGGAACACUACGUAGUGGAUGAGGAGGUCAAGUACCUGGAGGUGGUGCUAAAACGUCGGGGCUACCUGGGGGAGACUUCAUUUGUCAGUAUUGGAACAAAGGAUGGGACGGCAGAAAAGGACAAAGAUUUCCGGGGGAAAUCUCAGAAACAGGUGCAGUUCAACCCGGGCCAGACCACAGCCACCUGGAAGGUCAGGAUCCUGUCAGAUAAUGAGUAUGAAGUGUCAGAGACUUUCCAGAUUGUUUUGUCUGAGCCAGUGAUGGCAGCCCUUGAAUACCCAGAGGCAGCUACUGUGGAGAUCCUGGACCCUGAUGAUGAGUCGACAGUGUUUAUACCCUCAGCUGUGUACAACAUAGAGGAGGAUAUUGGUGAGCUGCUUAUCCCUGUGCGCAGGAGUGGAGAUGUCAGUCAGGAGCUCAUGGUCAUAUGCUACACUCAGCAAGUCUCAGCCACAGGCACAAUCCCCACCACAGUGCUGUCCUACUCUGAUUACAUCUCCAGGCCUGAGGACCAUCACAGCAUCCUGCGAUUUGACAAGGGGGAGAUAGAGAAACCCUGUCGGGUUGUGAUCAUAGAUGACUCACUGUAUGAAGAUGAGGAAAGCUUCAACGUAACCCUCAGCAUGGCCAUGGGGGGCCGCCUGGGCUCAGAGUUCCCCACAGCCAGAAUCACAAUCAUUCCUGAUAUGGAUGACGACCCCGUUUUCUACUUCGGCAACACAGACUACCAUGUGGAUGAGAGUGAUGGCUUCGUGGAGGUGCAAGUGUGGAGGACAGGGACUGAUCUCUCCAAAGGAGGAACUGUCACAGUGCGCUCCAGAAAGACAGAUCCUGUCUCAGCUGAAGCUGGUGUGGAUUAUGUGGGCAUCAGCCGGAAUCUGGACUUUGCACCAGGGGUCACCAUGCAGACGUUUCGUGUGACCAUCCUGGAUGAUUUGGGCAAGCCAGUACUAGAGGGGCCAGAGAAGUUCGAACUGGUUCUGCGGAUGCCAAUGAAUGGGAUCCUCGGGGAGCCGAGCAAGACCACCAUCCUCAUCAAUGACUCAGUUUCUGACUUGCCAAAGGUGCAGUUCCGUGAUGCUGUGUACGUAGGUAAUGAGAACUCUGGCCAGAUCUCAGCUACUGUGUACCGCAGUGGUGAUAUCAGCUACAAGUCCACAGUACGCUGUUACAGCAGGCAGGGAUCAGCCCAAGUCAUGAUGGACUUCAAUGAGCGACCAAAUACGGAUGCUUCCAUCAUCACCUUCCUACCAGGAGAGAUUGAUAAACCUUGUUUACUGGUGUUAGUUGAUGACACAGAACACGAGGAAGAGGAAGAGCUGCGUCUUGUAUUGGGAAGCCCCAAGAGUGAAUCUCCAUUUGGAGCCUCCAUUGGAGGGCAGAAUGAAACACUCAUCAAGAUCAUAGAUGAUGCAGACAAGGCAAUUAUUAGUUUUGGAGAGACCAAAUUCAGCGUGAAUGAGCCAAAGGAAAGUGGCCAAGUCGCUGUGGUGAAGAUCCCAGUUCUGCGUGUUGGAGACACUUCUAAGCUCUCUGUUGUCCGAGUUCACACCAAAGAUGGCUCUGCUACCUCUGGGGAAGACUACCACCCCAUAUCUGAGGAAAUUGUUUUCAAACAGGGUGACACAGAGCACUUUGUAGAGGUGGAGAUUUUAUUUGAUGGGGUCAGAGAAAUGAGGGAGGCGUUCACUGUGCACCUGAAACCCGAUGAGAACAUGGUGGCAGAGAUAAAGCAGAUGAGCAAAGCCAUAAUUUACAUUGAGGAGACCAACAGCAUGGCAGAUGUCACCUUUCCCUCAGUGCCUAGAGUGGUUUCGCUGUUACAUUAUGAUGACAUUGACAGAACCAGGGACUCUCUGCCUGUGGCUGGAUACCCUGUAAUUUGUGUCACUGCCUGUAACCCCAAGUAUCCAGACUAUGACAAAACAGGCUCCAUCUGUGUCAGCGAAAACAUCAACAACACCCUCACUCGUUAUCGUUGGCUUGUUAGCGCCCCCACUGGCCCCGAUGGCGUCACCAGCCCAAUGAGGGAAGUUGACUUUGACACCUUCUUCACCUCCUCCAAACUUAUAACUUUGGAUUCAGUCUAUUUCCAGGCUGGCUCCAGGGUCCAGUGUGCUGCAAGGGCUGUGAACUCGAACGGAGAUGAAGGUUUAGAACUAACCAGCCCCAUAGUGUCCAUCAGCAUGGAUGAGGGAAUGUGCCAGCCUCGUGUUGCAGGCACAGUGGGUGCUGAGCCCUUCUCUGCCAAGCUGAGGUACAAUGGAGCAGACACAGACCACCCCAACCUCAUCAAACUAACUGUCACCAUGCCUCACAUUGAUGGUAUGUUGCCUGUUGUGUCCACCCGGCCCCUGUCUAACUUUGAACUGACACUGAGUGCUGAUGGUACCCGUGUUGGCAACCAUCGCUGCUCCAAUUUGUUGGACUAUGCUGAGGUCAAGACUCGCUAUGGCUUCCUUACUGAAGCCACCAAAAAUCCAGAAGUGAUCGGCGAGACCGCGCCUUACCAGUACAGCACGUCCCUCAGGGGAUCCAGUACGCUGCGAUUCUACAAAAACCUCAACUUGGAGGCUUGUUUGUGGGAAUUCACCUGCUACUAUGACAUGUCUGAACUGCUCAGUGACUGUGGAGGCACUAUUGGGACUGAUGGACAGGUGCUGAAUCUGGUCCAGUCCUACGUGACUCUAAGAGUGCCACUACAUGUGUCUUAUGUCUUCCACUCCCCUGUGGGAGCAGGAGGAUGGCAGCACUUUGACUUACAGUCUGAGCUGAGGCUCACAUUUGUGUACGACACUGCCAUCUUAUGGAGAGAUGGUAUCGGUAGCCCACCAGAGGCAGAGCUACAAGGUGCGCUUUACCCAACCAGCAUGCGUAUAAAUGGACAGGGACAACUGGUAGUCAACUUCCGUACGGAGGCUCGAUUCAGAGGAUUGUUUGUUUUUGCACAUCCAGCUUCUCCACUUAGCUCCAUGGUCAUGUGUCCGGAUCACCCUGGUUUAACCUUUAACCUCAGUCUUGUGAGGAAUGAGCCAACGUACAGCCAGCCCAUCCAGCAGUGGACAUUCAUCUCUGAUUUUGCUGUGCGUGACUACUCUGGCGUGUACACAGUGAAGCUGGUCCCCUGUACAUCCCCUCCCAACUUGGAGUACACCAUCCCUCCUGUCUGCAAUCCCAGGGAGCCUCUCACCUUCGACCUGGAUAUCCGCUUUCAGCAGGUUAGCGACCCGGUGGCUGCUGAGUUCAGUCUCAACACACAGAUUAUCUUACUCUCUAAACGGACACUCUGGCUCUCAGAUGGCUCCAUGGGCUUUGGACAGGAGAGUGACACUGCCUUCUCACCGGGGGAUACGAUUUAUGGCAGAGUGAUGGUGGAUCCGGUGCAGAACUUGGGCAGCUCCUUUAUUUGUAACAUAGAGAAGGUGUUUCUGUGUACUGGAGCUGACGGAUAUGUCCCUAAAUACAACCCCAGCAACUUCGAGUUUGGUUGUUUGGCUGAUGCUCCUUCACUACUCUACAGAUUUAAGAUUAUCGAUAAGGCCCAGCCAGAGACCCAGGCCCAGGCAUUUGGUAAUGUGGCUUUCAGCGCCUUUCUGGCAGUAGAUGACCCUGGUGCUUUAGCUCUGGUGAGACAGCCAGGGGCAGAUGGCUUCAGAAUGGAUUCCUCAGCUCUCUUCCAGGUGGCUGCAGGGAGAGAGUGGUACAUACACACCAUCUACACUGUUCGUUCUCGGGACAAUGCUAACCGUGGCAUCGGCAAGAGAAGUCUGGAAUACCAUGUGAUGAGCCAGCACGCAAAUCUGCUUCCAAAGAGUCAACAUCGCACCAGGAGAUCAGCCAAUGAUGAGCCAGACCUAGUCGAGGAGAUCGGCGUGAAUAACAACCGUGGCACGAAUAUCCUGCACAUUGCGCUGGACCGUAGCACCCAGCAGAGGACGAGUCCAGGGAGGGAGAUCUUCACCAAAGGAAACAUCCCCCGUGAGCUCAACCAGAGAGACAGUGAUGACAGACUAGUGCUGAUCAUAGGUGUCGUUGUUGGAUUGCUCCUCACAGUGCUCCUCGUCAUUGUGGUGGUGUUACUGGUGCGGUCGAAGCAAGAAAAGAAAGAAGUACCGAGGAACUCCAGCAGCGCAGAGCCCAUGAUGACACAAGGCCUGAGCAACAGUGACAGUUCAGAGGUCUAACUAGCAGACUGACGAUUGAGAGAUUUAGUUCAUAUUUUUAUUUUGCAAGUGCCUCACAUUUAAAUAAAAAAUUGAAGAUUGUGUGUGAAGCAUCACAAACUUUAAGAGCUUUGAUUCUGUUCAGAAAUCUACUUGAAAUACUACAUCACUCCACAGCCAGGGAGUGGUCUGGACACGAACUAGGAGAUGGACAGUGUUAGUAGCUGUUUUAAGGCACUUGCCAAGUUGUCACCUCUCACUAAUUGAUUGGCUUUGAUGCCACUUGAUCCAAAAAAAGGUGUUAUUUUGUUUCCAAAGGUGCUACAGAAGAUGCCUCUUAACUUGAAUGGCAUUUGGUGUUUUGCUGAGUAGGGCAAGAGAAGCAGGAUAUUUUGCAUACUGCUGUAAUUGUUAAUAGCGACCUUUGUAUAUUUGAUUGCUGCACCAAGACACUGUCCACUGUUUGCUUACGCUGGAAGAAUCUGUCUGUUCCCAGAGAGAAUGAUUUGUCCUUAGAUCCAGUCAGUGUGUGCCUAAGAAGUCAUGGGAUUUUGAGGUUUUAUGAUGUAAAAUGUUUGUCCCGUGUGAUCUUGUGCUCAUGUUUUUGCAUGCUUCUUUUUUUUUGUAUUUUAAGGUUCAAGAAAAAGGCCUAAAGGCAAAUGAAUUGUGACAAAUGUGUCUGAUCUACUGUAUUCCCACUCAUUUGUAUUUCAUAGUAUAUCCCAUGAAAAACAGUAUUUAUCGGUAGCUAACUCUCAUUGUUACAUUUUCCCUAAUAUUUAGUUGGUGAAGCACUGUAUGAGUUUAGGACCUCAUAAUUGACAUAAAACACUAAAUCAAAUGAGAGACGUGAAACUCUUCUUGUAAAGAGUCUCUAGUACUGCAGCAACUUUCAAGCCAGCUGGUCUGCAAUGUACAGUGUAGUAUAGUAAUAGUUCCAGAUUCACGACUUCCAAGAGGAACUGCUUUCACUCUUGGCAAAAUUUAUGCACUUAGUUUCUAAGUGUUAACUACUGUACCUUUGUAGCGAUAGCUGUGACUCUAAAUCCCUUUUACAACAGCUGUGUGUUGACUGUGCUGUUUAUUCCCCCCCCCCCGAUAGGUUUAUUGGAUUUCACUCAAAGGGAAUGAAAUGUUUUAACCUCAAUCAUCAUCUUUAUUGUCAGUAAUGCUCUCUGAUUCAUUCAUUUUGAACAUGUUUAUUUAUUUUUUCAUGCCUUGCUGUUUUUGUCACAAAUCAUGUUCUUCUCUCCCUCUUUAAUUUGAUUUGAACCAUUCUUUCCUCAAAAUGUAUGCCAUCUUGCUUAUUGUGAUAUGAAUAUACUGUAGAUAUGAACAGUUUGUGUGCCAUGUUUGCAUCAAAACGCCGUAAACGUAAGAUGAAACAUUCUACAAGCUUUCUGUUCAUCAAUUUUUGUUUUUCCUCAGAUCCAGGCACCGGAUUGCCAUAAAAUCUGAAUACCUCUUACUACUGUAUAACCUGUAAUGAUUGCUAACUUCAUAAUCACCACUUUAUAAAUGCCAGUUUAUUUGCAAUUUUAGUUUGAAAUUCAAAGCAAUUCUAUGCAACCUGUGAUAUACCUUCAUCAAAUGUUUACCCCACAUAUGUAUUUUUUCUGUGCACAAUUUGCUUGCUAAUGUAGGUUUGACCCAGUAUCAAAGUACUGUGGUUGUUUUAUUACACUGUAAUGCUUUGAGUGCAUUCUGAGCUUUUUAUGCACAUUUAUGUAUGUAUGUAUGUAUGUACAUAUACAUCAUAUAUAAAUAUACCAUUUGGAUGUUUUGGGAAUGGUUCCUGUUAAAAAUGCAUACUGUAUGUGCUGUAAGUAUUUGUAACAUAGACCAGAAGCACAACAUGGUCUCCAAAUAAAUAAUUUUUCAAGAAAACUA
Molecule: messenger RNA, 11400 nt
Organism: Acanthochromis polyacanthus (spiny chromis)
Lineage: Eukaryota; Metazoa; Chordata; Actinopteri; Pomacentridae
Gene: frem2b
Product: FRAS1 related extracellular matrix 2b
Exons: 24
Coding region: 187-9531 (3114 amino acids)
Biological process (GO): cell communication
Cellular component (GO): membrane
Source: RefSeq, a predicted model, not a curated record